Messenger RNA from Syzygium oleosum, 2411 nucleotides. Its product is annotated as phospholipid:diacylglycerol acyltransferase 1-like. Bases 16 to 2064 code for a protein of 682 amino acids. The record is from RefSeq and is a predicted model, not a curated record. Lineage: Eukaryota; Viridiplantae; Streptophyta; Magnoliopsida; Myrtales; Myrtaceae. The transcript is spliced from 7 exons. Gene Ontology annotation, cellular component: cytoplasm. Gene Ontology annotation, biological process: lipid metabolic process.
CGUUUCCGGAGGACGAUGUCGUUCCUUCGCCGCAGGAAGGCCUCCAGUUCGGCGGCGGCGGCGGCUCGCGCGCCGGGCGAGGACGACGGCGGCGGCGGCGGCGACGGCGAGAAGAAGGAGAGAGAAGCGAAAUCGAGGAGGAAGCAAGGUCAGCAGGGGGGAGGGGGGGAGCGGCCGAGGAGGUGGUCGUGCGUCGACAGCUGCUGCUGGUUCGUGGGGUGCAUAUGCUCCAUUUGGUGGUUCCUGCUGUUCCUGUUCAACGCGAUGCCGGCCUCGUUCCCGCAGUACGUGACGGAGGCGAUCACCGGACCGUUGCCGGACCCGCCAGGGGUCAAGCUGAGGAAGGAGGGCCUGACGGCGAGGCACCCCGUGGUUUUCGUGCCCGGGAUUGUGACGGGCGGGCUCGAGCUGUGGGAAGGCCAUCAGUGCGCCGAGGGGUUGUUCAGGAAGAGGCUCUGGGGCGGCACGUUCGGUGAACUGUACAAGAGGCCUUUAUGCUGGGUUGAGCAUAUGUCGCUAGACAAUGAAACUGGAUUGGAUCCUCCUGGCAUAAGGGUUAGACCUGUAUCUGGACUUGUUGCAGCUGAUUAUUUUGCUCCUGGAUACUUUGUUUGGGCAGUCUUGAUUGCCAAUUUGGCUCGAAUUGGUUAUGAGGAGAAAAACAUGUACAUGGCAGCAUAUGAUUGGAGAUUAUCAUUUCAAAACACUGAGGUCAGAGAUCAAACUUUGAGCCGGAUAAAAAGUAACAUUGAACUCAUGGUGGCUACUAGCGGUGGGAACAAAGUAGUUGUUAUUCCACAUUCUAUGGGUGUCUUGUACUUUCUGCAUUUUAUGAAGUGGGUCGAGGCACCAGCUCCUAUGGGUGGUGGAGGAGGAUCAGAUUGGUGUGCAAAGCAUAUCAAGGCAGUCAUGAAUAUUGGAGGACCAUUUUUAGGCGUUCCAAAAGCAGUUUCAGGACUUUUUUCAGUUGAAGCAAGAGAUAUAGCAGUUGCCAGGGCGUUUGCACCAGGUGUUUUGGACAAAGAUGUAUUUAAAUUUCAAACUCUGCAACAUAUGAUGCGAAUGACUCGUACUUGGGAUUCAACGAUGUCAAUGAUACCGAAAGGCGGGGACACUAUUUGGGGUGGUGUUGAUUGGUCACCUGAAGGAUUCUUUAACUGCAGCACAAAGAGGUCAAAGAACGUUGACAUUACUACUUCAGAACUCAGUGCAGUCAAGGAUCUGGAAAAUAGAGCAGGUGUAAAUUACGGGAGGCUAAUAUCAUUCGGUAAAGAUGUAGCUAAAAUACAUUCUUCCGAGAUUGAGAGAACAGAUUUUAGGGGUGCUGUCAAAGGCAGAAAUCUAUCAAAUACAAGUAACUGUGAUGUGUGGACAGAGUAUCACCACAUGGGAGUUGGAGGUGUGAAGGCUGUUGCAGAUUACAAAGUCUAUACAGCAAGCUCAAUUUUGGAUUUGCUUUAUUUUGUGGCCCCCAAGCUGAUGAAACGUGGUAGUGCUCAUUUUUCAUAUGGAAUUGCUGAUAAUUUAGAUGACCCCAAGUAUCAACAUUACCGAUAUUGGUCGAAUCCCUUGGAAACAAAAUUACCUAAUGCUCCGGACAUGGAGAUAUAUUCCCUGUACGGAGUUGGAAUUCCCACGGAAAGAGCAUAUGUCUACAAGGUGACUCCUACUUCAGAGUGCUACAUUCCUUUUCAGAUAGAUACCUCAGCGGAUGGUGAAAGGGAGGACUCAUGUCUGAAAGAUGGUGUUUUUUCUGCUGAUGGAGAUGAAACGGUUCCUGUCUUGAGUGCUGGUUACAUGUGUGCAAAAGGUUGGCGAGGCAAAACUCGUUUCAAUCCAUCUGGCAUUAACACAUAUGUAAGAGAAUAUGAUCAUGCACCGCCAGCCAAUCUCCUGGAGGGUAGAGGUACCCAAAGUGGAGCUCAUGUUGACAUCAUGGGGAACUUUGCGCUGAUUGAGGAUAUAAUUAGAGUGGCUGCAGGGGCUACUGGAGAGGAUUUGGGUGGAGAUCGAGUUUUCUCAGAUAUCUUCAGAUGGUGUGAGAAGAUCCAGCUGCAGCUCUAGAUUCACACGGUUCUUUGCAACUGUUCCUGCAGACAAACACUUGGGCAUUGCUUCUGCACUUCAGGAGGCACUAGGCAGACGGUUUGCACCGAGAAGUGACCGAGACAUGGUCACGUCACAGCCGGAUCAUCUGCUCGCCUCGGCCUGCUGAACUGAAUUGAGGAAUGUACUGUUGAAGAGCAGAAUGUGGUAUUGAACUGUAAUUCCUUGUCGUUUGGGCUCAUAUUGGCAAUGCCGCAAAUUAUGUGCAAUAACUUCAUGUAGCCAUUCCAGCCCUGCCACUGAAUUGGCCGCUGUUCUGCAAAAUUUUGCAUAUUCAAUUAAUUUAAUUUUUGUUUUUCGACCAA